AUGUUGGCGUUGGCGACGCUUCAUGGCUUACUCCUUCGGAUACUUUCUCCUCCCCACUUCCAUACAGUCGUCCUCCACACGCCAGCUGGAGAAUUGAUUUCUGCUGCCUCUGACCCACCAAGACCCAAAGACGAAAUUCACAUUGUUGUUGGACUUAGCGGAGAGGUUUGGAAAGAAACAAAGGAAGGAGGUUUUGGGAUGGUCGACAGCGAGCGUCAUGCGAAGCUUGGGCGCAUUAUUGUGUUCCCUGUAAUGGAGACCCUUGAAGAUUCCGUAGAAUCUCAGGGAGAAAUACGAUCUCCAAUUAUGCUCCUGGCUUUGAAUGCCACUGAUACCGUGGAAUGGGAGGAAUUGCACAAUAAGGGAACAGCAUUAGCUGCACAUCUGGCUAAACAGCUCAGCAAAUUUGGACCAUUGUUAUCCUCCCCUCCAGCUCCCACAUCCUCUUUGAAAUCCAACAAAUCUCCCCUCUCCGUCACCCGUUCUUAA
Laccaria bicolor S238N-H82 is the source of this 489-nucleotide messenger RNA. RefSeq lists its product as uncharacterized. Lineage: Eukaryota; Fungi; Basidiomycota; Agaricomycetes; Agaricales; Hydnangiaceae. The coding region runs from base 1 to 489 and encodes 162 amino acids. The transcript is spliced from 3 exons. The record is from RefSeq and is a predicted model, not a curated record.